CGACGAAAGUUGCCAGUCGGGUAACGGGCGUUUGUGCGUUAGUAUGUAUCACUAGGCAAGCUUGGACGCCUGAGACGGUGUGAAGAAGUAUGCUCUCAGUGUCCGUACGGCAAAUGCUUCAAACAAAUAGCGCCUCAACAUUCCCUACGCUUGGAGUGAUUAAAAUACCGCUGACGUCCGGAUUUCGCUCUUCAGUGGAGCUGAUUCGAUGGGAGAGUGUUGACCAUUCACUAUUGGGAUUCGACUUCAUGUUAGUCGUUAGCUACAUGCUAGAGGAUAAUGAAGUCAAUGAAAGGUAUUCACUUAUGCGUAUCAACAAGUCCAAUAGAAGUUUCAUGGGCAGAUUCUCGACGAGUCGUUCAUUCGUUUUGGUUUUCUUGUGAACUAUAUGUAGUCGACCGUGGCGGAUAUGGCCCACGAUCAAGGGGAAGCUUGUGUGUACGUGAAGCAGUCGGUUCUUCGCGAGCUCGAGCAAGAGCGCCGCCGUCUCAAAUGGCAGCUUUCCCGUGCCCUACAGACAUCCGACACUCAUGCGGCUGAACUCGAAGCGAGUAAAGCCAAAGUGAAGGAUCUGCUGACGAUCGUGGAGCUGAACAAGGGCGUUGCAGACCAAGCAGUACAGCGAUCUCAUGGCCAAGACGUCAAGAGGAGAGCAGAACUCGAAACGUUGCACCAACAGCACCGACAGCAGCGUCAACGAUACGUGGACUUGGCUGUGCGUUCGAUGAUCCGGAGGGUGCGCUACAGACAGCAACGUGACGCCUUGCAUUCACUCCAACAAGUGGCACAGCUACGAACUCAACGUCGAGAAGCACUGCGCAGGCUACUGGAACGUAUUCGAUGGAGAAUUUUACGGCAGAGGCUGCAACAGUGGAAGCACUUGGAUGGAAACUGUACCGUGGCGAGUGCUAAAGUGUAUCCGCUACACUUGAGUCAACCAGCGAAUGGUGUUCCUUAUGUCAAGGUCGAUGGCGACUCUGCGCGUUGGCAGCUACUGCGAAAGAUGUGGAGGAAGUGGGAACGCGUCAUCCGGUGGGAACGAAGGCUGCGAGAACUCGUAGCACUCGCUUCAGCACGUUUGGUGCGCUUGGUGUUCGAAGCGUGGAGAUCACGGGUGCGGAUGUUACGGCAACGACGAGUAUUGUUGCGCCGACUGCUUGUGAGGAACAAUCAGAGACUUCAGCAGCUCGGACUGACACGUUUCCGACUGCGAUGCGCCGAGGUCUCAGCUCACGAAUGGACCGAAGUGCUCAAAACAGCGUACACUGUUAUGGAGGAGGAGCGGAAGCUUCGAGCUGACGUCCAAUCUUCUGCUGUGGGUGAGCUGCAUACCGCCUACGUACGAGAGCAGCAGAGACAGCAGAGAUUCACGGAACUGCAGACACAGCGACUAGAAGUCUUGGCUCGACGCGAGUGUACAUACCGAGCACUGAUGAUACUGCGGUGUAAUGCUAUCCAGUCGCGACAGAAGACUGCCAUCGCUCUUCGGUUCCAAAGACUUCAGCAUCGUCAGCGAGUGGUUCGAAGGCACUUGACGUUGUGGAAGCACAAAGUAAGUCGCAUAAAGCGCAUCAGGAUGCUGAUAGCAACGUGGGACGCUCAUCGAACUCACUCCAGCAAGGCAACUUGCUUUAAAGUACUUGCUUGGACUCUUCACCGCAGACGACAGCGCAGACUUCGCCUUCGUGGAUUGAUAUCGAAGCUGCAAAGAGUUUGGUUGAUGAGAGGUUGGCUCGGUCUACGGGUUUGUGCAGCCGUUCAGGAGUACAAGGCCAUAGCUCACGUGGAAAUGUGGCAGCUCUCUCAGCAGAUGGAGGCAACGCAGGCUUGUUAUCGUGAAGAUAUUCGACGAAGGAGGAGAACUGCAUUGAAAUACCAAGUCACGUGUGCUCUCAUCAUGGCCGACAAGAAGCAGGAGCAGCUGCUUCGACGAGUGCUUCGUAGCUGGUCAACACAUACAGCAACAAACGCUCGUCAUCGACACGCAUUGAAGAGAUUGCUGGGUCGUAAGCGAGUUAAAACGCUUCACUCUUCCCUUCACAAGUGGGUCCACCUCAACCAACACAAGGCCGAACGAUCCAACCAGCUGCACCAACAUCAGCGGAUGCGACGCCAAAGACUAGUUGUACACGUAUUCGACAAGUGGAGGCGCUACACGUAUCACAGCCUUCGAUCGAGACUGGCAAGGUAUCAACAGCGCUCUUGCAUCCGUGUUUGGCGUCACUGGCUCUACCUUCGACAACAGCGAGCACAAAGUUUCGAGCGAUUUCAUCGGCGAACGAUGGCGAGAUGUCAACGGCGAGCCUUUCAGUCCUGGAAGCUCAAGAGUGACCACUACGUGAAGGUGUGUGCCAACAUAAGUGCCGCCGAACAUGAGCUGGUGUCGCGCCUGUGGCGUCGGUGGAUUGGCUUCGUCGCAUCACGUCUACACAAGCAACGACGCCAACAGCAGAAAGCGCUUGCAGGGCUUCGAAAGUCUCUGCAGCAAAAAGUUCUGUCCACAGUUUUCCUCUCGUGGCGAACAAAUUGGAGAUGCACUCAAUCACGAGACAAGGUGAUUGUUCGUACAUUCCGAUGGAAUGCCAGUCUCAUUCGUGUAACAAGAUACUUCCACGCUUGGCGUCAGUAUUCAGAGUUGACAGCUCGAAGACGCGCCGCGUUGACGAGAAUAUGUCGACGCCACCGCAUCAGGAGACUUGAAACCAAGUGGAACCACUGGAUACGAACGUCCAAGGCUGCGACGAUCACAAGACUUGAAGCAGCAACUAUCAGAGCUCAGGAACAGGCCGACAAAAUAGCCCAGGCAACAGGUAGAGCCAACGUUCUGCGUCGUAUCAUUCGAAACUGGAGGCUGGUUAGUAUUGAAGCCAAGCGACAGCGACGUCGUCGAGCUCUAUUCGCGGAGAAACGACGAUACAUGGCACUCCAAGGCUCCAUGAGGCUAUGGCAAAAACAUAUCACGUGCUGCUCGCUGACCAAACAGCGUCGAAUGCUUCGGCACCUGCUGAAUCGUCUUCACCUAUCACUUGAGCGUGGAGCAUUCAGGCUUUGGGAACGUCACGCUCAUGCCAAGACCCUCUUUGCACGCGAUCGGGUGAGUGCUGAGCUGUUCCGUCGCUCUGAAGUUCGUGUGAUGGUACUCGUUGAAGAAAUACGAGCUGAGCGAGAGCGACGAAUCAUCUUUACAGCGUGGAGGUCGAUGAUUUCCCGAAAGAAAGACGGCUGCGAGUGCUUACAGAGCAUCUUAAUGAAGCACCAGCAUCGGUUGCUGCUGAGUUCAUGGAGCGUGUGGACACAUGACGUUCGAACGCAGCGUUGCGUGGCACGUUUAAAUGCAAUAAUCAUACAGCAACUUAAAGCAGCGGCGUGGUGUAGACUGAUGCAGAUGUAUCAUUACCAUGGUCUGAAAGCGACUGGAGCUCGACUGGCUGGAGUUACCUGGCGCAAAAUCCUGAUGCGUCACGCUUGGAAUCACUGGAAACGAGUAGAUAGUUUCUUGUUCAGACACGCGGCACUGGCACAAGAAAAAACAUCGUCAAUUCAAUCGAUGCUGACGUAUAAAGAGACGAUUGCGAGGCGGUAUCACCAGAAGCGAGUUCUGUCGAAACUUGUCUCGACCUGGAAGCAGAAUACUACACGCUCUAACCGCCUUCGACGCCAAAUCUGCGACGUUUUAAGGACACAAGUACAAGCGUCUACGGUGUAUCAUUUCCACAAGUGGCGAACGAUAGUUGAGCGACAGAAUCAUCUCCAACAUUUCUUGCGUCGAGUCGUGAAGCGCCAAAAAAAUCAAGCAAUACGCUCAGCUCUGGGUCGUUGGAGACGCUGGACACUGGAUAUGGCACAUCGACAGCAACUGGAACAAACAAAGCAAGCGUUGACACGUCAGAAAGAAGUCAGCGCUAAGCGCAUCGCAGUCGUAAAGUUCUUAUCGUGGCAACGACCGUGUCUGGAGGUUCACUUUGUGCGCUGGAAAGUGCACGUGGAGCAGCGUCGAAGAUACGUCGUCGAACAGAGAGCAGCUUUAUCCCACCAGCAUACACGUCGUCUCCUUCGAAGUAGUUGGCGCUCGUGGCAUCAUUUGAUCUCCCAGUCGAAACGGAGAGCUCAAAUACUUUCAAAGAUCUUGAACAACACACGACUUACGUUUCUCGUACAUGGAUUCUAUCGCUGGGAUAUAUACUGUGACUGGAUGCACGAUGUGAACUGCAGAAUGAUCCGACUAGCGAGAAUCUACGAGUUGUGGCGGUGGCGAACAGGGUUCUCAGCCCUGCGUCAGCACCAACACGCAGCCAUUCGACGCCAGUCCGUCAUGGCAGCAUCCGCGUUCUCAGCCCACAGUUCUCGACAGCGAGAGCGCCAGACCCAAAUGAUGCGCUUUAUAUCACUGGUCUUGCAGCGCAAGACCAAUGUCACUCUAUACGAUCGCUGCUUCUGCCACUGGAUAAUAUACGUGAAGAUGAAGACUGUAACGAAGGCUUCAGUUAAGCUGGCCCGUGUACGAGCCCAGAAGCGGAUGGUACGUCGAUGCUUCGUCGAGUGGCAGCUCAGCACCCGACAAAGUUUUAGCUUACGACAGAAACUCCAGAGACGACAGGAAAUCUGGCAAUCCCGGCGCCUAAAGAGAGUCUGGAACGCGUGGCUCUACUUCACGCAGCACUCUUUAUACGUGAAACACUCGAUCUACGACAGGUUGGUCAUCUGCGCACUUCGCCACUCGCUUCAAGGCGCCUGGAGGCGUUGGAAGGCGUAUACGCGGCACGAAAAAAUGGCUCAAUGGGAACACGCGACAGCGGAGCGGGACAGGAUGAUCGACACUCUGGAAGAUAAACAUGAGCGCUUAUUGCUGAGAGCUGCACAGCUCGGACAGCAGAACCACGCGCUUCGUCAACGAUUAGUGAGCUCAGCAGCCAGGAGAAUCGACCGCGUACUGGAACUUGUACUCAAAUCUCGCGUCGCAACUGCGUUCGACGUCUGGAAACAGCAAGUCUGGGUGUUGCAGUCGCGUCUAGACGCUCUGGGUUUGCUGUACCAGCGACUAGCACUGCAGCGUUUGCAUUCCACAAUUUCACAUCUACGACACACGGACGCAGUAGAGCGAGUACAAUUAGACACGACGGAGUGGGCUGCUGGUGUUGCUCAAGCCUGUGCCUUACAAUGGCUCAAACGCCGAGUUUUCCUGUCUUGGAGAGCGGUGCGUCGCGCUCGCCGAGGAGUCAAUCGACACGUCGCAAUGGCGCAGCGUAGACGUGAACUCAAGCUGGUACGGAGUUGCUGGGCGGGUUGGACAGCGAUGAUGGACGUCCGAACGCGGCAGUAUGAAGCAGCUACGGCUCUGAUGGCGAGGAGGGGACUCGUAACGGCUCUGCAAGCGUACUGGCAAUGGAAAAAGGUUCAUGAACGUUCUGGAAUGGCCAAACUCCAUGCAAUUCGCACCUUUGUGCUGCUACGGCGCAUGUGGCAGCGACGACUCAUGAUAAACGCGUGGAGUCGAUGGAGGAACUUCACGGUCGAAGAGGAUGCAGCCAUACUGCACACAAGACUGGUGCUGGUCGAGCUUGAGCUCGAGAAAGCUACAGACCAUCAUACGCGCUCACAGCUCUUGUUACGUACCUUCAGCCACUGGAAACUGAACACACGUAUUCAACGCGAGCGUCGAGACGGACACACUCAAACGCUCGUUGUUCGAACUCGCCAGCGAGUACUUGGCCGCCAUUUCAGGCGCUGGAGACGCAGAACUGCUUGGACCCAGACCCGAUUGCUGCUUCUGCGUCGAAUGGAACGUCAUCUCCGCCGUCACUACAGAACACUCACAAAGUACUCACUCUGGGUGUGGUUCGCUCGCGUACAGACACCGACACACAAGACAACUCAGUUGCAUGUGGCCUCGAAACAGUUCACACCGACAACAGACGUCACAGCUCGAAUCGCACGCGCAGUGCUGACUGAUUUACUUGUGGCAGAGCUGGAGCUGCAGCGUUCGAAGCUGCGCAGUGCCUGGCGACUGGUAAACGCCACGGUGCGCAACGCACGUCGACGGAUGCUCCGUACCGCGUUCAAUCGACUUGUAAACGUCCGAUCCAGUCGCCACUUAAUACACGCCCCCAACGCUCGCGCUUUCGUCGACAGACUAACGAUCAUGUUACUGCGCUGGGGCUUCCAACACUGGAAACAGCAGUACUUGGCGUUGGCUAUACAGGAGGCCGAGGCAGCUCAGCACGAGCUUCUGCGAGCACUGCACGACGUGACUUCGUACCGACAGACGCUGGAUCCGUACACCUUUCAAAGGGUGAAAACAAGUGAGGAAUAG
Phytophthora nicotianae INRA-310 is the source of this 6310-nucleotide messenger RNA. RefSeq lists its product as hypothetical. The record is from RefSeq and is a predicted model, not a curated record. Bases 410 to 6310 code for a protein of 1966 amino acids. The transcript has a single exon. Lineage: Eukaryota; Oomycota; Peronosporomycetes; Peronosporales; Peronosporaceae.